Ceratosolen solmsi marchali is the source of this 452-nucleotide messenger RNA. RefSeq lists its product as uncharacterized. The transcript has 2 exons. NCBI's taxonomy places the organism in Eukaryota, Metazoa, Arthropoda, Insecta, Hymenoptera, Agaonidae. The record is from RefSeq and is a predicted model, not a curated record. Bases 70 to 351 code for a protein of 93 amino acids.
CGUGAAAAGAGGUAAAUAAAGAGCAUUUUUAAUGGAAACUGUUGUGGCUCGAUGAGGCAAUGAGAUAAAAUGACUGACAGCUCAUACGAAAAGGUCUUGGAAGAUUUAAAAAAUUUUAUAACGGAGACAAAAUUACUUUUAGAAAAAGUUACGAAAAUGCGUAUUGAAUGUAAGGAGUCGCAAAUGAAUAUGCUUCGAUUAUUCAAUCCUAAAUGUAUUAAGAUACUUGAAAUUUCAAGCGAAGCAUCUUCCAAAAAUAUGAAUCAAUUUAACAAGAAUAAUAAAACCGCCCAAAUGAAUAUUAAAAGAAGUUAUAAGGCACAAUGUGAGAAAAAAAUGAUUCACAAGUAAUUGAAAACGCUUGGCAAAGGACAAUGUGCAUUAUAUUGUAAUUAUUAAUUAUAAUAUGUAACUAAACUUACUAAUGGUACAAUAAAGCUUAUAUGAAUUGA